This is a messenger RNA of Glycine soja, 378 nucleotides long. RefSeq lists its product as uncharacterized. The transcript has a single exon. The coding region runs from base 1 to 378 and encodes 125 amino acids. The record is from RefSeq and is a predicted model, not a curated record. NCBI's taxonomy places the organism in Eukaryota, Viridiplantae, Streptophyta, Magnoliopsida, Fabales, Fabaceae.
AUGGAGAUAUUCAAGGGGCUGGAAAUAAUAAUGCCAUUUGGAGAAGCCUUACAGCAGAUGCCACUCUACCCAAAAUUCAUGAAAGACAUCCUCAGCAAGAAGGGGAAGUACAUCAAUAAUGAGAGCAUUGUGGUAGAAGGCAACUACAGUGCGGUGAUACAAAGGAAGCUGCCAAAGAAAUUCAAAGACCUCGGGAGCGUGACUAUCCCUUGGACUAUAAGGAAUGAGUCGGUAGAAAAGGCCCUCAUCGACUUAGGGGCAAGCAUCAACUUGAUGCCCCUAUCAAUGUGUAGAAGAAUUGGUAAUCUGAAGAUAGACCCUACCAGGAUGACGCUUCAGCUAGCAGACCGAUCAAUCAUAGACCAUACGGGGUGGUAG